Entrophospora sp. SA101 is the source of this 615-nucleotide messenger RNA. The record is from the annotation of a GenBank genome assembly. NCBI's taxonomy places the organism in Eukaryota, Fungi, Glomeromycota, Glomeromycetes, Entrophosporales, Entrophosporaceae.
AUGGAACGUAAAAGACUUCGCAAUACAAAUCUUUUGGGCGAUGAAGAAGAACAAGCAGCUACCGAUGAGCCAGAAAUCAAAAAAUUCAAGAGUACUAGUACAAGUGUUCCAAGCUUCCUUCCUGCACCUUCUGAAUCUAACCCUACACAAAAUGUUACUCCAAACUCCGAUCAAAUAAGAGCUAUGAUUGCACAAAAAAAGGCACACUUAGAGGCAUUGCCUUCAACUACUGUAACGGGGAAAUCAGAUGAUUCAGCAAAAGCUAAAGGUGGUCUUAAAGUCGAAGCACAUCCAGCUCUUCUUUUAGAUCAAAGUGGCAAAUUGGAUUUAAAACAAGCAUCAACAUUAAUUCCAAAACCAAACUUUGCUACUGUCAAGGCAAAUCAACGUUUAGUUCCUGCAACAGUAAAACAAGAACCAAAAACUUUAAAAAACUCGGAAGACAUUAAUGACAUUACUCAAAAUCCUUAUUAUGACCCAAGAGCUGGUAACAUUGCACCACAAAGGCUUAACCGUAAAAGAUUUAAAUUUAUACCAAAGGGUAAAUAUGAAACUUUGGGAAAUCAAUUAAGGACACAGGUAUAUUUACUUAGUUAUUCAUUGCUUUACAUUUAA